AUGCUGUUUAAUUUGAGGAUCCUGUUGAACAAGGCAGCUCUUAGAAACGGUCACAGUUUCGCGGUUCGAAAUUAUCGAUGUGGACAACCACUACAAAAUAAAGUACAGCUAAAGGGUCGUGACCUCCUCACUCUAAAGAACUUUACAGGAGAAGAAAUUAAGUAUAUGCUAUGGCUAUCAGCAGAUCUGAAAUUCAGGAUAAAACAGAAAGGAGAGUAUUUGCCUUUACUGCAAGGAAAGUCCUUAGGCAUGAUUUUUGAAAAAAGAAGUACUCGAACAAGAUUGUCCACAGAAACAGGCUUUGCACUUCUGGGAGGACACCCUUGUUUUCUUACCACACAAGAUAUUCAUUUGGGUGUGAAUGAAAGUCUCAUGGACACAGCACGUGUGUUGUCUAGCAUGACAGAUGCAGUGUUGGCGCGAGUGUAUAAACAAUCAGAUCUGGACAUCCUGGCUAAAGAAGCAUCCAUCCCAAUCAUCAAUGGGCUGUCAGAUUUGUACCAUCCUAUCCAGAUCCUGGCUGAUUACCUCACUCUCCAGGAACACUAUGGCUCUCUGAAAGGCCUUACCCUCAGCUGGAUUGGGGAUGGGAAUAACAUCCUGCACUCCAUCAUGAUGAGUGCAGCGAAAUUCGGCAUGCACCUUCAGGUGGCUACUCCAAAGGGUUAUGAGCCUGAUCCCAGCAUAACCAAGUUGGCAGAGCAGUAUGCCAAGGAGAACGGUACCAAGCUGUCACUGAUGAAUGAUCCAUUGGAAGCGGCUCGUGGAGGCAAUGCAUUAAUUACAGACACUUGGAUAAGUAUGGGGCAAGAAGAGGAGAAGAAAAAGCGGCUCCAGGCUUUCCAGGGUUACCAGGUUACAAUGAAGACGGCUAAAGUUGCUGCUUCUGACUGGACAUUUUUACACUGCUUGCCCAGAAAGCCAGAAGAAGUGGACGAUGAAGUGUUUUAUUCUCCACGAUCACUUGUAUUCCCAGAGGCCGAAAACAGAAAGUGGACAAUCAUGGCUGUCAUGGUGUCCCUGCUGACAGAUUACUCGCCUCAGCUCCAGAAGCCAAAGUUUUAA
This is a messenger RNA of Balaenoptera ricei (Rice's whale), 1065 nucleotides long. It is a transcript of the gene OTC, whose product is annotated as ornithine transcarbamylase. The record is from RefSeq and is a predicted model, not a curated record. Gene Ontology annotation, biological process: L-citrulline biosynthetic process. The transcript is spliced from 10 exons. Gene Ontology annotation, cellular component: mitochondrion. Gene Ontology annotation, molecular function: amino acid binding; ornithine carbamoyltransferase activity. Bases 1 to 1065 code for a protein of 354 amino acids. NCBI's taxonomy places the organism in Eukaryota, Metazoa, Chordata, Mammalia, Artiodactyla, Balaenopteridae.